Messenger RNA from Populus trichocarpa (black cottonwood), 2266 nucleotides. RefSeq lists its product as uncharacterized. Gene Ontology annotation, biological process: DNA-templated transcription. The record is from RefSeq and is a predicted model, not a curated record. NCBI's taxonomy places the organism in Eukaryota, Viridiplantae, Streptophyta, Magnoliopsida, Malpighiales, Salicaceae. The transcript has 8 exons. Gene Ontology annotation, molecular function: chromatin binding. Bases 185 to 2008 code for a protein of 607 amino acids.
GUGAUUGCAUGGGAUAGAUGUAAUUUAAUUAAAUUGUAAGACCAUUUCGGUGUUAUCGUCAUCUUUCCUAUACAAAGCAUCCAACGGCUAACUCCUCCUUGCUUGGCCUGGAUAUACUUAUCUGCACCACCGCAAAAACCAAGUCUUGUUGCAGCAACAAACUCACCGGAUAAAUCAAAAUAAAAUGGGAAACCGAAGAUUCGCUCAAGUCUCCACCAGCGAUGAAGAAGAGGAGGCGCCACCAAAGGCACCGUCAUUAUUAACAAAGACAAAGCCUGUAAACAACAGCGAGAUGGAGAGGAAGAGGAAGAAGAUAGAGCUUCAAGAAGAAGAAGAAGUAGCAGUGACGAGAAGGAGAGGGAGACCGAGGAAGAAAGUAAGAGAGGAGAAAUCGGAGGAGGAAGUAGAGGUGGAAGAGGUGCCGCAGGAGGAUGCGAAGCCGGCUGGGGUAUUGACUAGGGUUUCGGGGAAAGGGAGAGGGAGGAGAACUCAUUUUGAUGCUUUCGAGUUUGAUGGGAAUCGAUAUGAGCUCGAGGAUCCUGUCCUUCUAGUUCCUGAAGAUAAAGAGCAAAAACCUUAUGUGGCAAUUAUCAAGGAUAUUUCUCAAACUAAGCACGGCAGCAUGAUGGUCACUGGGCAGUGGUUUUAUCGCCCUGAGGAAGCUGAGAGAAAAGGUGGUGGAAGCUGGCAGUCACGUGAUACUAGAGAGCUCUUUUAUAGUUUUCAUCAUGAUGAGGUUCCAGCAGAGUCUGUCAUGCACAAGUGUGUUGUGCAUUUUGUCCCAAUUCACAAACAGCUGCCAAAUCGCAAACAAUAUCCUGGCUUUAUUGUCCAGAAAGUGUAUGACACUGUGGAGAGGAAGCUUUGGAAGCUUACUGACAAGGAUUAUGAAUAUAAUAAACAGCACGGGAUUGAUCUUCUUGUUCAGAAAACUCUAUCAAGGAUGGGAGACCUUCCUGACAUUGAAAUUGAAGAUGCUCCCACUGCUGCUCCUGAACAGGAAGAUCCAGUAAAGGCAAAAAGAACUCUGAGGAGAAAGAAUGUUUCACCUCUUGAUGUGACCAGGGAGGAAGAAGCAACUGGCAGACCUGAUAAUUUAAAAGCUGAAACACCAGGAAGCUGCCCAAGUAAUGAUUCAGAAUAUCAUGCCAUCUUAGUAAAGUUUGAUGCCCUGACUGGAGAUACCCUUCGAGACAAGUGGUUGGAGCGGCUUCUUCAGAGUAUUCAAUAUAUGUGCAGUUCUCCUAACUGCACACUUGAUGAUGGUAAGCUAAAAGGUGGUUCUGAUGGUGGUGACCAUAAAAAAGAGCAGAAGUCCCAGGGAGCUGCAAAUGGAUCCGAAGAAAAUAGUGCGAAGGUUGGCAAGUCUUUUCCCUGGCUGGAUGCAGCUGUUCCUGCAGUAAGUGCUCUUGAGAAGGCCUCACAUGAUGCUCUUUCCUCUGAUUUUCAGAAAUAUAAUCAAAAGCUGCGCCAGCUAGCGUUCAACCUCAAGAAUAAUGCAUUUCUAGCCCGCCGUCUUCUAAACAAAGAGUUGGAACCCUCAAAAAUGCUGAACAUGUCACCAAAUGAGUUGAAGGAGGGUUUAACAGCUGAGGAAACUGCAAAGAAGGAGCCUGAUGAGUCAGAGCGCAUGCAGAUGACCGAUGCUCGUUGCUCAAGAUGCAGCGAGUUUAAAGUGCGACUAAGGGAUGUAAUCCAAGCAGGACAUGGAGCCCGCUACCAGCUGGAGUGCAUUGCGUGUGGCAAUUCCUGGUAUGCAUCCAGGGAUGAGGUAUCUAUGCUAUUAAUAGACACCCCGAAUUCUGCCAGAAGUGUAGGCACUGCACCAUGGGCAACUGCCAAGUUUGAUGAGGUUGAGAAGAAGCUAGUGAGUCCCUGUGAAUCUGAUAAGGCGACUGAAUUCCUUAAGAAAACAAGUGAACCAUACAUGCCCGUGUUGGAAAACCAGAGAUCAUUUAGCAAGGUCAAGGUUGAAGAGAGUUCUGAAACUCAAAAGAAUGCUGAAUAAUAAACACUGCCAGGAAUUUGCUUGAUUGUGCAGAUGUCCUUAGUGGGUUAUGCAUAGUUUUGCACAUUCCUGAAGUUCCAAGUAUAGUUAUCUAAAAAUUAACUAAGAGUUGCUGUACAGGAGUAGGAUUAUGUUAGUAAUACUUCUGACCUUAGGAGCUCUACCUGAUCACUGCAGGAUAGAAGUUAUCUGUACCUAAUGACAGCAAGUCUCGAUUUGUUCUUGAAUCAAUUUUAUAUAAAUGCAUAGUUACUGAAA